Messenger RNA from Onychostruthus taczanowskii (white-rumped snowfinch), 1623 nucleotides. Its product is annotated as histidine-rich glycoprotein-like. The transcript has a single exon. The annotation marks the transcript as partial. Lineage: Eukaryota; Metazoa; Chordata; Aves; Passeriformes; Passeridae. The record is from RefSeq and is a predicted model, not a curated record.
AUGGUCACCCUGAUGGUCACUCUGAGGGUCAGCCUGAUGGUCACUCUGAUGGUCACUCUGAGGGUCAGCACGCUGGUCACUCUGAUGGUCACCCUGAGGGUCACCCACGGGGUCACUCUGCUGGUCACCCUGAUGGUCAGCACGCUGGUCACUCUGAGGGUCACUCUGCUGGUCACUCUGAGGGUCACUCUGAUGGUCAGCACGCUGGUCACUCUGAUGGUCACUCUGCUGGUCACUCUGAUGGUCACUCUGAUGGUCACCCUGAUGGUCAGCACGCUGGUCACUCUGAUGGUCACCCUGCUGGUCAUUCAGCUGGUCUUCCUGAUGGUCACUCUGAGGGUCACCCGCGGGGUCACUCUGAUGGUCACCCGCGGGGUCACUCUGAUGGUCACUCUGAGGGUCACUCGCAGGGUCACCCUGACGGUCAGCACGCUGGUCAUUCUGCUGUUCUUUCUGAUGGUCACUCUGCUGGUCAUUCUGCUGGUCACCCUUGUGGUCACCACGCUGAUCACUCUGCUGGUCACUCUGCUGAUCUUUCUGCUGGUCACCCUGAGUUGUGGCAGCGCGCCCGCGGGUGGCAGCGCGCCAGCCCCAGCCCGCACUCGUCCACGUCCGGGCACCACUGAGGGUCACUCUGAGGGUCACUCUGAGGGUCACUCUGAGGGUCACUCUGAGGGUCAGCCUCAUGGUCACCCUGAUGGUCACUCUGAGGGUCAGCCUGAUGGUCACUCUGAUGGUCACUCUGAGGGUCAGCCUGAUGGUCACUCUGAUGGUCACUCUGAGGGUCAGCACGCUGGUCACUCUGAUGGUCACCCUGAGGGUCACCCACGGGGUCACUCUGCUGGUCACCCUGAUGGUCAGCACGCUGGUCACUCUGAGGGUCACUCUGCUGGUCACUCUGAGGGUCACUCUGAUGGUCAGCACGCUGGUCACUCUGAUGGUCACUCUGCUGGUCACUCUGAUGGUCACUCUGAUGGUCACCCUGAUGGUCAGCACGCUGGUCACUCUGAUGGUCACCCUGCUGGUCAUUCAGCUGGUCUUCCUGAUGGUCACUCUGAGGGUCACCCGCGGGGUCACUCUGAUGGUCACUCUGAUGGUCACUCUGCUGGUCACCCGCGGGGUCACUCUGAUGGUCACUCUGAGGGUCACUCGCAGGGUCACCCUGACGGUCAGCACGCUGGUCAUUCUGCUGUUCUUUCUGAUGGUCACUCUGCUGGUCAUUCUGCUGGUCACCCUUGUGGUCACCACGCUGAUCACUCUGCUGGUCACUCUGCUGAUCUUUCUGCUGGUCACCCUGAUGGUCAUCAUGCUGGUCACUCUGAUGGUCACUCAAGUGGUCACUCCGGUAGCCAUUGGGGUCACUGUGCUGGUCACUCCGCCGGCCAUUGGGGUCACUCUGCUGGCCACUCUGCUGGUCACGCCGGUGGCCAUUGGGGUCACUCUGCUGGCCACUCUGCUGGUCACUCCGGUGGCCAUUUGGGUCACUCUGCUGGCCAUUGGGGUCACUCUGGUGGUCACUCUGAGGGUCAUUCAAGUGGUCACUCAGGUGAUCACUCCGGUGGCCGUUGGGAUCACCCUGCUGGUCAUUCUGUCGGUCACUCUGCUGGUCACUCUGGUGGCCAU